AUGACUUCGUUACUGCAACCAAUGGACCAAGGCAUUAUCUACAACAUAAAACAACAUUACAGGAAACGUAUUUUAACGAAUAUAUUGGCUCAGCUGGAUGGGGGAACUUCUGUUUUUACCAUAGACUUACUCCACGCUAUUCGAAAUUUAAGCACCGUAUGGGAUGUCUAUGUUAAACCAGAAACAAUUGCCAACUGUUUUAGAAAGGCAGGAUUUUCAAAAGAUGCCAUGCAAAAUCCUUCUGAGCAGUGGGAUGAAGAAGACCUUUCAAUAGCGGAUUUGGCUGCUCUGCAGUCUUCAUUUAAAAAAGUGACAAAUAUCGAGGCAUCAUUUGAGGACUAUGUUAAUGUUGAUAUUGAUGUGCCGACCUCGGAAAACCCGUCCGAGGAAGAUAUCAUCAGCAGCGUUCUAGAAAGUCGCGGAGUUCCAGCUGUACCUGAUAUCGAUGAAGUCGAUUUGGACACUGAAGAAGAAAUGGCAGAUACUGAUGAGGCAUUACCUACAUUAGGACAAGUUUCUUCUUCCAUUAACUGUAUUAGAACCUUUGCGGAGAUGAAAAGUGACGUACCGAUUAAUGUUUUUAACUGUCUAAAUAAUUUUGAAGCUUUUGUUGAAAAUGAAAAAUGGAAGAAUGUAAUUCAAACCAAACUUACUGAUUAUUUUAAAUAA
Molecule: messenger RNA, 669 nt
Organism: Bactrocera dorsalis (oriental fruit fly)
Lineage: Eukaryota; Metazoa; Arthropoda; Insecta; Diptera; Tephritidae
Product: tigger transposable element-derived protein 6-like
Exons: 2
Coding region: 1-669 (222 amino acids)
Molecular function (GO): nucleic acid binding
Source: RefSeq, a predicted model, not a curated record